Molecule: messenger RNA, 1899 nt
Organism: Ilyonectria robusta
Lineage: Eukaryota; Fungi; Ascomycota; Sordariomycetes; Hypocreales; Nectriaceae
Exons: 4
Coding region: 1-1899 (632 amino acids)
Source: RefSeq, a predicted model, not a curated record
AUGGACAGCGCCAUCUCGAACACAGUAAGAGCGGAGGACAUCUGGCUAAGGGAUAGCACGGAUGGCUUUCGCUUUGAGACAAACACCACCUCCGCCUGGGACAACGAGCUGAAAUUCGCCGCGGCCGAGUCGGUUCGAACGUCAAUAAUCGUCCUCGCAAGCUUCAAUGCCGUCGCCGCCUUCGCCACAGCUACUGGCAUCUAUUGGAAAUCAUGGACGACAGCCAGGAGGUGUGACCCUAAGUGGAAUCCUAGGUCGUCCUGGCUUACGGUUAUCGGCCCUGCGGAGCUUUUCCCCUUCGCUCUCUCCUGCGGCAUCACCAUCCAGGGAAUCAUCUUCGCCAUCUCACAGUCUAGGGGUCUGGAAGCCCUGAUGAUUCUUGGAUGCACCAAGACUUCCCAGAUCAUGCUGCCAGCAUUCUUCAUCACCCCCUAUAUGCAGGUGGCAUUUGGACUGGAGCUGUCGCUUCGAGCCCUAAAGCGACGUUCCUUCCAACCACGAUGGAAGUGGAAUACCCUCAUUUGCGUCGUCGCCGUCGUGGUUGGCCUGUUGGUCACCUUCCUCGUCACCUUUGCAGUGCGACCCCCAAACUUUUGCUUUGCCUGCCUAGUUUGGUUUCUACAACAUUACAAACUGGCAUGCUUUGGCAUCCUCGUCGCUGCCGUCGUUAUCUUGCUUGUUCAGGCAGUCAUCAUCUCAGUUAGACUACUGAAAGCAACCAAUAUUGGCCCCACCGAACGGACUGAGGCCUCUCGCAUGGUCUACUUCCUGGUGGUGGCGGUCAUUACAAACGCACUUUUGAUUCCAUUCUUCUUCAGCCUCUCCUUCGGACAGGCUGACAGCGAUCGGACGCUGCAGACUUCCAUGGUGGCUGCUGUGGUCGUCAACAUUUCAGGCCUCCUGACGUGCAGUCUAUACCUCUUCCUCAGAUCAAGCAGAACAUCAACGAUUGGCUGCAGUGACUGGGACGGCAUGGAAACCCGACCCCUUGAGAAGGGCUUCUGGGAUGGAGGGUCGAGCAAUUUCGACUUUGGACUCCAGAUUGCCCAGCCUCUUGUCCCCGCACAACAUCGGAGAUCAGACAAUAGCCAGACUAUUGUUCUCGAGACGCCUGACAUGGGACGUGGUCUUGAGACCCCCGUGAGCGGCGGGAACAUUCAUGUUCCAAGUCUCGGCAUCAUUUGCCCGCCUACCAACUUCCCUCAGUCACCCCAACCUGCUCAGGUGUCAACAAAAUCAACGCUCAAGGCUUUCACAAAGAGCUGGUACAACAAAAUUCCCGGAGCGGGAGAGCCUCUCAUGCCCAAGUCCAAUUUCCUUCUCCCCACCACCACCUAUGCUCCUCCACCUCCCGUGGAUGACAUGGAGACAGGUUCAACAGACAACCUGCUUGCUCCACCGGCUAUGCAUGACCGAGGACAGCUGCACCGCCAGAGAGGGUCCUCUGUGUUGUCCUCUGCCACCGUCCAGAUUGGCCUUCGCUUGUCCAACGUUGGUGACAUGCCCCCUGUCACCUCCACCUUCCCUGAAGACUUGGCCAAGGUUCAUGACCUUGACUGCCCCAACAGCCCCGUGGGCUUGAACCUUAGAAAGCCGAGUCCGCUGGGAAUCACUGUGAUCACUCUCCCGGACGAGGAGGCGAUUGAGGAGCAGCGCAACAAGCAGCUUCCACCAGUCCCUGCCGUCAGACCCCGCGACGAGGAGAGGGAUGAGGAGAGAGACGAGGUGUUGACACUCAGUCCAGAUGUCUAUAGCCCACCGGGUCAGAGGAUGAACCAUUAUCGCACAGGGUCUAGGAGCUCUCACAGGUCGAAAACCCCUUCCGUGAGUUCCCGGGCACCGCAUAGUCGGAAUGGCUCACGGGCCGGAUCUGAAGUGAUAAAGGAGGAUUGGAUCUAA